AACAACAACAACAACAACUUCAGGCAGCUGCUGUUGGUUCGCUUCAAAACCGGUCGACGACGCCGCAGUUGCAUUCAGUUAUUAACGAGCGCUACUCACAGCUACAGCAGCAGCCACAUCAGCAGCGGCAGCAGUAACAGCAGCAGCAGCAGCAACAGCCACAGCUACAGCAGAAGUCACUUCACUCAACACACACACACACACACACGCAUACUAUCAGUUAAACUGAGAGAGAGAGCGAGAGAAAAGGACAGAGCGAGAGGGCUAGAGAGCACUUGAUAAACAGAAUUUGAGUCGCCGCUUCGAACAUUAUUUUCACGAGUUUGAGUCGGAGAGCGCAAAACGAAAACAGAAUUCAGUUUGAGUUGAGACGUUGUCGUGGGCACGUCGCAGCAAAGAGAAGAGCGCAAUAGCGACACACAGCGACACACACGCACACAGACAGCAGAAAAGGCGUAAAGCAAACCAAAGCAACGAAACAAGUUUCAAAAAAAACAUUUAGUGCAAAGUGACGAAAGUGCAAAACAACCAAAUCAAUAAGUGCUAACAAAAUACUAAACAACAUAAACUGUUCCACAAAACCCAAGAAAAACAAAAGGGAAUAUGUCUUCUACUUCCGCCUCGCCCAUCAGCAACAUAACCGUGGACGACGAGCUUAACAUAAGCAGAGAACAAGACUUUGCUGAGGAGGAUUUCAUUGUCAUUAAAGAGGAGCGUGAGAGCAGCUUAUCUCCCAUGUUGACUCCACCGCAUACUCCAACCGAGGAGCCACUUCGUCGUUCGACCGGCAACUCAGCCAGCUCAACCACAGCCACCACUGAGGAGUCGGUGGCAACGCAACUGCAUAUGAGACACAUGGCGCAUUACCAGCAACAGCAGCAGCAGCAGCAACAACAGCAGCAGCAGCAACAACAGCAUCGCCUCUGGCUACAGAUGCAACAACAGCAGCAUCCACAUGCCCACUAUCCGGUUUAUGCUGGAGCUAAUGCUGAUCCUGUUGCUGUGCAUCAGCAGGCGCUGCUGAUGAACCAGUGGAUACGCAAUGCGGCCAUCUAUCAGCAGCAGCAGCAGCAGCAACAACAGCAGCAGCAGCAACAACAACAGGCAGCAGCUGCCGCUGCAGCGCAUCAUCACCAUCCGCAUUCCCAUUCACAUCCUCAUCCCCAUUCCCAUCCACAUCAUCCGCACCAUCAUCAUGCACAUGCUCAUGCCCAUGUGCGUCCCUAUCCCGCUGGACUGCAUACCCUUCACGCCGCCGCUCGCCAUUUUGGCGUCAUGCCCAAUCUGAAGUUGAGCGGUGCAGCAGGUGGAGCAGGCGCCACAACGGGCAGCAGCCGCCCCAAGAAGCAAUUCAUCUGCAAGUACUGCAAUCGCCAGUUCACCAAAUCCUACAAUCUGCUCAUCCACGAACGCACCCACACGGAUGAGCGUCCCUAUUCCUGCGAUAUAUGCGGCAAGGCAUUCAGGCGUCAAGAUCAUCUGCGAGAUCAUCGCUAUAUACACUCCAAGGAGAAGCCAUUCAAGUGCAACGACUGCGGCAAGGGCUUCUGCCAGUCCCGCACGCUGGCAGUGCACAAGGUCACUCACUUGGAGGAGGGUCCACAUAAGUGCCCAAUCUGCCAGCGUAGCUUCAAUCAGCGUGCCAAUCUCAAGAGUCAUCUGCAGAGUCACAGCGAGUCGGCAACAGCAGCGCAGGCAGCAUCUGCAGCCCCGCCAGCAGUAGCAGCAUCAGUUGCAUCUCCAAUUGCUGCUCAGCCACCAGCCUUGGAUCUGUCCUCGUCGUCGGGUGGUGCUACGGUGGAGCGACCGAAGCGCAUGCUGGGCUUCACCAUUGAUGAGAUAAUGAGUAGAUAGAUUGGGCAGCUGGUCGCAACUUUAUUGGUUUUAUACGUUCCGGAUGCAUCACACACAUCCCAGAAUGCUGAGCGCCGCCAGGCAUGGGAAAUGCCUGGUCUGGAGUCGCAACCGUCGCAGUCGCAGCUCAGCUCAGCUCGAGUCGAGAGGGAGACGCCCACACGCAACUCGUCAUCGCCGUCGUCGCCCUAUCUCCAACCAGUGAACCAGCCAGUUCAUGAAGAGAACGGAUCACAGUCACAAAGAGCCCCAAUCGAAGCUAUAUAAACCCAAUCUUAUAUAGCUAUCGCAUUGGCGCUAUCAACUGCAAAAUGCCAAAGUAAAAAAAUAAAUAAAGAAAAGAAAAGAAAAGAAAAGAACGAAAGAAAGAACUUAGUUAAAUGUAUUGCGAAAGAAGCGCCUCCUACAAAACCAUUCCAAAAUACGGCACAGAGGAGUACUCUUGCCACACUAUAAAUUAAUAUAUACAAGUAUAUUUUAAGCUUCAAUAGUAUGAGUAUCAGACGUAUAUAGUUAUGUAAUCGUAUGUACCUUAUAGCCUGUAGUAGCUGCAUUCAGUUUGUAAUACACCAAUACCAAUACCAAUUCCCAGAGAAAACCUCAGACCUCUAUCGGUUAUUUUUUCAAAGACUGUAUAAUUAAUUGAUUGUUUUAAUUGAAUAUUAUAAAUACAUAAACCAAUAUUAAAUCGAUCCAUGCUUUGUUAAUUUUAGUUAAGUGUUAUGCUUGUUUCUAAUGACAAACACACGAGUUCUAUAUAUCAAUGUAUAUUUGUAGGCUGACUGCGCACAAAGACACAACAACGAUCUCAUUAUCUUAGUUUA
This is a messenger RNA of Drosophila grimshawi, 2678 nucleotides long. It is a transcript of the gene odd, whose product is annotated as protein odd-skipped. Gene Ontology annotation, molecular function: RNA polymerase II transcription regulatory region sequence-specific DNA binding; DNA-binding transcription factor activity, RNA polymerase II-specific. Gene Ontology annotation, biological process: embryo development; regulation of transcription by RNA polymerase II; embryonic pattern specification. Bases 604 to 1854 code for a protein of 416 amino acids. The record is from RefSeq and is a predicted model, not a curated record. The transcript has 2 exons. Gene Ontology annotation, cellular component: nucleus. Lineage: Eukaryota; Metazoa; Arthropoda; Insecta; Diptera; Drosophilidae.